UUGACAUCUUCUUUUCUUCCGCCUUGAUCAAAACUGCCUGAUUCCUCUGUCUGCUACUCUCGUCAUACCCUUCGUACUUUCUUCAUCCUCGGACCACCUCCGCUUUGUCGCUCUCCGAUACCCGUUUUCCCCAGAUUCACCGUGUCCGUGGCGUCUCAUAUUGUUGCCUCCCCCCCUCUCAAUCCAGCCACGCCACAGGCCAUCGACCAACACGUUGCUUUCUUGGCUUGCUUGCGGCGCCCCCGCCCGCUCGUCGAUCCACGGGCAUGAAUGUCUGCUUCAUCAGUGACAACCGCUCGCAACUUCUCCCGAAACCACCGUCACCGCCCCAUCUUGGCCGCCCGUGGACAAGAUAACCGCCAGCCGGGGCCUGAGAGGACGAUGGAUGACGUCGUGGAGCUCGUCCUGACGCCUUUCAAGGACGUCGUGGAAAAGGGCAGACUUGCCGCGCACAAUGCGGGCGACUCGCAACCCAUGCUCAAGGCCGCCCUUGCGCUUGUCAAGGAGGGAGAGCGAGCUCUGAAGCGCAUAGAGCCUUUGUGCAAGAAGCACCUCGACGAGUACGGAACAGGCUUCGUCGAUGCGCUCAAAGAAAAUGACGCCCUAGGCAACUACCGCACGGAGCUAACAGACCUGCUCUGGGAGUUCGAUGACUACGUCGAGGCCGACAACUUCGAUGGCGACAAAUACGCGGAGCUACAGGGGGUUUCCCGCAAGGUCGCCCCUAGAGUAUACGACAUCCUCAUGCGAAUGAAGCUCGAAGCUCCCGCGCAGGGCACAGCAAAUCUCUUCAUGUCGCAACUGUCGCCUCCUUCGUCGCCUCAUUCCAUGCACCCAAACUCGCUUCUUAACACUCCACGAGACAUGUAUAGACCCGUCAUCAUGUCGCCCCCUAACAGGGACUCGUUCAGCAGCUCCCAGACGGGCUCUCUUCCGGACAUUACUACGGUAGAAGAUGCAAACAAUCAGCUUCAGUGGUUAAUGAGCAAUCAAGCCGCGCGCAGUCGCGAGGGCUCCAUGGACGCGCUCGGUCUCAGACGAUCGCCGGCCCCGGCAGAGCAGCCACCAAAUCCACCAUCGGCGAAUCCGUGGGAUCCUCGCAUCACGACGCUCUCCGACGAUGGUCGAUCCGAGUACAGCCCUGUUGAAAGGCGCCCGAUGCUCCUCAGACCCGAAUCACCUGUCGAUCCUGCCAUCUCCCCUUUAAGCCCCGCCCGAGACCACGGCAACGUCCCGCGUAAGGGAUCGAAUGCCAGCGAUUAUGAGUCCGACGACCGACGACAGUCCUCGAGUAGCAGUGCUUACUCGUCAGGUUCCUUCUUCGGGCACUCCCACAGAGCAAGAUCCUCAAACAUCACCAUGCCCAUCCCGGAGGAGGAGCUAGUUGAACACUCCGUCAAGCCCCUGCCUCAAGUGCCUUUGGCUCGCUAUUCUCCGAUGCCUCCGCCAUCCCACCCCCAAAUACCGCGCAAGAUGUCUGCCGAGUCUCGCAGCUCCGCCGGCGCCCCUCGCCAUCAGCUCAUUGUUGUCAACAGUGCUCCCGCCGCCAGCACGCCGCCGCCAGUACCACCCAUUCCCGAGAAUUACGUCACGCAGUUUGAACAACCUCGCAGUCCCUAUUCUCCUAGUAAUGCUACGCCAGAAGCCCAGGUCGCCUCGCCAGUCGCGCCAGUCGCGCCCAUCGCGAUAACCGGACAUUUCGACAAUGGCCUCAUUCCGGUUGAGACCCAGAGUACGAGCCGGUCGUCAGGCACGUACACACCGGGGCACGACUGCACCAUUGGAGCGUCUGCGUCAUUUUAUCACCAUAAAGGGUUUUGCGAAGGCGCCAAAGAGGUCAUCAGGGGCGACGUCGGGGUCAAGAAGGCCCAGAAGCCGGUGAGGCGGACGCUAUCGAGGGUCGUGGCGAGAUGCACUGGUUGUUUGUAUGAGCUUGACUUUGCGCAAGUCGAGAUCGAUGUGAACAUGCAAGACGAGGGAAACUUUAGCAAAUGUGACGUUGGUUAUCGUCUCCGCUUCUUACAGAAGAGCCAUUUGCCCGCAAAGAGAGUCGACGACGUCUUGUACGCCUGUCUAUUUUGCAUUCACGAAGGUCGCACACUGGACGAGAGCGAUGCAACCGUCUUCUUCACCACUCGUGCUCUCUUCAGCCAUCUGGCCCGCCACCCCCGGCCACUACCCGUCGUCCCGGGUGUCACCGUUGUGGAAACGCCCGACAUACCACCACAACUGCGGAACAAUUACGACCUUCACUUUUCCAAACCUCCUGCACCGCAUCCAGCCAAGGGGCACGCAGCAGAACUAUCGGGGCUUCCUACGGGAGUUGCCAAGGAGCAGGCGCGGAGGAUUUAUGGGCAGAGGCUUCUAUACGACCGCACCGAGGCUCUGGAACUCGCUCAGGGUGCCCGCAUCAGUGGUAUCAAAUGGCCGCCCAAGUAUAACGGCGAGUGGAUUUUUGCAUGGCAUGACGGCGUUUUUGCCUCAGUCCCAACAGACGUCAUCAAGCUCGACAGACCGUUGUCCUCCGAGAUCAAAAUGGGGGGAACGAGCCACGUCAAGGCGAGAGCAAAGUGGAAGUUUGCACCCAAGGACAAGGAAAAGGGAGACUGGCUCAAGUUCGACAAGAACGAAGUCAUUACUAACAUCGGCUGUAAGAAUCGAACUGUCGGCUGGCUAAGGAUGAAGCAUCUUAUUAACAUUAAUUAGGGUCGCACUCCGACCACUGGUGUUGGUCCGGCACGAACGCCAAGGGCAAAUGGGGCAUCUUUCCCCAGGCUUUCAUCGAUCACCAGACAGUGUCACAAGAGCAGGCGACGGACCGUUCGUCUGACCGCGCGAGCUUACUGUCUCAUGAGAGGCCAAGAACCGCCGGCAUAUUGUCCAAGUUCUCGGCUCGGAGACCUUCGAGCUGAGCAAAUGGUCGAUGAGCGCGAACGGGCACUGGCCGUUGGACAGAGUCGCAUCGAAGGCUCUACUGGCGCGACGUGAGUGACCACUUCUGGUCACCGGGGAAGAGUACGGCACGCGCCUCUCGCCUUGCGCCUGCAGAUGCGCCGAUAGGGUCGCCGAAGGUGCAGUGCAAGUAGUAGCGCACUGCUUGUAGAGUACAUGGCCCGGGGUGAGAGGCAACGAGUGAUGACGGAGAAAAUAGCUGGCGUUUGGAGUGUGUGGUGUGGUUGUUACGACUUGUGUUGUGUUGGACUGAUACCCUAUACCUCUUCCCAUUCUUGCAACUUGGUGUGGUCGCAGUUGUUUGUCUAUAGACGCAUGCUCAGGGUGCGUGCAUGUGCAGUGCACGUGCUCCGCAACAGGUGACGGACACGCGAUAGCUUUUCUGGCGCGUUGCUGCAUGACAGCUCGUGGGUAACUGAGCGGUCUUACCCCCACUGUACCUGUCUCUCUCGCCGUCAUCUGUGUAGUGC
Molecule: messenger RNA, 3422 nt
Organism: Purpureocillium takamizusanense
Lineage: Eukaryota; Fungi; Ascomycota; Sordariomycetes; Hypocreales; Ophiocordycipitaceae
Exons: 3
Coding region: 271-2706 (811 amino acids)
Molecular function (GO): protein binding
Source: RefSeq, a predicted model, not a curated record